AUGCCUCAGGAAACAAAAUCCAAGGUCGUGCUCAUCACGGGCAUCAAUGGCUACAUAGCCACCCACAUCGGCCUUCAAUUCCUCCGGAAGGGCUACACCGUACGAGGCACUUCGCGCUCUAUUUCCGCUCGAGAUCACCUUCUCGCUGGCGCAUUCAAGGGCUACGAGUCUCAAUACCAACAUGUCGAAAUCAAAGAUAUUGUGGCCAAAGGUGCAUUCGACGAAGCCGUGCGAGCAGUCCAUGCUAUCGUCCACACUGCCUCGCCGGUCGACUUCACCCUGAAGACCGUCGAUGAGUUCUUCGGGCCCUCAAUAGGCGGCAACCUGUCCAUCCUGGAAUCAGCGAAAUACCACGCCGGCCCACAACUCGAAGCAUUCGUUGUGACGUCAUCCGUCGCCGCGAUAGUGGACCGAUGGAAACAGGCUCCUGACCACGACUACACCGAAGCAGACUGGAACACGUCCGGCGAAGCUGUCGCCCGUGAAAACUUUACCGCACCAGUAGCCUACGGAGCAUCCAAGUCCGCCGCCGAGCGAGCUCUUUGGGACUGGGUCUCGACCAACAAGCCCUCAUGGUCAGUUGCCGCCAUCAACCCAGCAGUUGUGACCGGCCCGCCGAUUUCAUUCCCCGCGUCACCAGCCAAAUUAAACGAAACCCUCCUGCCCAUCUGGCGCAUCUACGCGGGCGAAGCCGAGGCCAUGCCACCCCAAAUCGGCGGCGCCGGCUACAUCGACGUGCGGGACGUGGCGCGCAUGCAUGUCUGGGCGGCCGAGCAUAACACGGAGUCCAACGGACAACGGUACCUCCUGGCCAACGGGAAGGCACCGCCUCAAGCCGCCGCCGACCUGUUGCGCGAGAGGUUCCCCGAGCGCGACAUACUCGUCGGCGAGCCUGGCAAGGGCUACACGCCCGACUACUGGUUCGUCAAGGGCGAGAGUAGUCUUGUGAGUACCAAAGCCCUGCGUGCGCUUGGCGUGGAGAGAUUUACUUCCUACGAUCAAAGUAUCCUCGAUACCGUCGAGGCGUUGGAGAAGCACUGGCCUGGGUACGCUAAGAACUUCAAGCAAUAA
Messenger RNA from Exophiala aquamarina CBS 119918, 1071 nucleotides. RefSeq lists its product as uncharacterized. The transcript has a single exon. Bases 1 to 1071 code for a protein of 356 amino acids. Gene Ontology annotation, molecular function: oxidoreductase activity, acting on the CH-OH group of donors, NAD or NADP as acceptor. Lineage: Eukaryota; Fungi; Ascomycota; Eurotiomycetes; Chaetothyriales; Herpotrichiellaceae. The record is from RefSeq and is a predicted model, not a curated record.